AUGGAAAAAGAAACAAAAAAACCACUUCAUUUUGGAUUAGAAUUACUUGUGAAUGAUAAGGAAUCACUUGUUAAUUACAUCCAAGGAUUACUUCUUCAAAGAAAAGAAGAGGAAGUAAUGGAAUUAUUAACUGUUUUAGAUUGUAAAACUUGGUUAUCAAAAUGCAAAGGAUUUAAUAAAUUGUAUCACUGCAUCGUUGCGUUGGGAUACUUGCACAUUGUUAAAUUUCUUGUUUCAACUUUUCCCAAUGAAGUUGAUGUAAAAAAUGUUAUAGGAUCAACACUUUUAUUUACUUCUAUUGAAAAUAAACAAGAUUUUAUUACAGAAUUUCUUAUCGAAGCUGGUGCUGAUAUUAAUGUUAUAAAUGAUCAUGGAACAACGCUAUUACAUCUUCUUGUUCAAAGAACAGGUGAGUUAUACCUUGAACUAAUGAGAGAAAUUAUUAUCAAUAAUAAGUCGUAUGUCAAUAAACAAAAUAUGAAUGGUGAAACUGCACUUCAUCUUGCAUGUUUAGUGGGCAAUGUUAAAGCAAUUCAAUUAUUACUUAAAGAAGGUGCACAAGUUAUUAUUGAAACAGGAUAUGGAAAAUUACCUUUGAAUUAUGCUAUUGAAUCACCUCAUAUCGAUGUAAUAAUUAAACUUUUAAACAAUUACGAACAAAAAGAACUUGAAUCUAAUACACAAAUAAAUAUACUUGAAAAUAAUUCAUUAGAAUUAGCUGAAUUAAAUGAACAAAACUCAGCAGGAAAUUUUUCUCCAAGAAAAAGACAUAACUCAAUAAAGAAAAUUCUCUUUAAACCAUUAAAAGUAUUUGGGUCUGCUGCUAAAUUAACAGUUGAAAAAGUUUUAAUCGAAGAUAAAAUGAUUCAUAUUCUUAAUUUAAUAAAUCAACAACAAGAGCUUAUUAGUAAAAUUAAGUCAGAUAAUCAUACACAAGAAAUAGAUUCAAAAAUAAACGAAUCAAGCAUUGAUGAAUUAAAACUAAAAAAAUAUCGAAUUCUAGUUCUUGAAACAACUCAUGGUUGUUCUAUAUUAGAUCAAUUAUUAUUAUUACAGAAAUUGAUUAAACAUUAUCCAUCUUUAAUAGAUAAUUGUAAUAUAAUAACUACUUUUGGAUUUACAUCCUUUAAUGCUUGUUGUUUAUUAAAAAAUCAAAUUGAAUUAAUGAUAAAUAUCCUUCCUACUUUAAUUCAAUACACUAAUGAUUUAAAUACAAUUAAGUAUUAUCAAAGUGUUGCAAUGAAAUUAUUCGGAGAUAAUACUAUAAGUACACUGAACAAUAAGUUACAAAUAUUUUAUUAUAACGAUGAUCAUAAACUUCAAUGCUCUCAACCUCAAGACCUCAUUAAAGACUUAUGUUAUAAGACAUGUAUGCCAUCAACUCAUUUUCUUUCAUUAACUUCAAUUACAACAAAUCCAACAAUAUUAGCUAUUCGUCAUUCUAACUCAAUUGGAAUUCAAACAAAAAAUAUUAGUGUUCUAUGUAUUGGAAGUGAAAGAUAUAACUCUAUUACCAUGGAAAAUGGAUACCAAGAAGAUCAACUGAAACAAUCCAUUUCUUUGUUAUCAAAAGAACUUAAACAAAAAGAGAUUGAAGAGGAAUGUAAAAUAAUAUUAGGAGAUCAGUAUUACAAAGUAGAAUUAGAUGAUGAUAUUCUUUCACAAAAAACACAGAAUUGGAUUGUCCAAAAUUGGAAAUAA
Entamoeba dispar SAW760 is the source of this 1701-nucleotide messenger RNA. Its product is annotated as serine/threonine protein kinase ripk4, putative. The record is from RefSeq and is a predicted model, not a curated record. Gene Ontology annotation, molecular function: protein binding. NCBI's taxonomy places the organism in Eukaryota, Evosea, Mastigamoebida, Endamoebidae. The transcript is spliced from 3 exons. The coding region runs from base 1 to 1701 and encodes 566 amino acids.